This is a messenger RNA of Chaetomium globosum CBS 148.51, 1113 nucleotides long. RefSeq lists its product as uncharacterized. Bases 1 to 1113 code for a protein of 370 amino acids. The record is from RefSeq and is a predicted model, not a curated record. The transcript is spliced from 2 exons. NCBI's taxonomy places the organism in Eukaryota, Fungi, Ascomycota, Sordariomycetes, Sordariales, Chaetomiaceae.
AUGGCUUCUAGGGCGGGGUUACUCAGUCGGCUCCUCUGCCUCCUACUUCUCUAUCCCCAGGCACUUCUCGCCGUCGGGACCGGGACCGUCAGCAAAUUCGGGGACGACUGGCCCCAUGACUGCGUCCAGUACUGCCUCGGCAGAUGGCCCAACGUUUACGACAAUAUGGGAAGCGCGCUACAGUGCGGCAAGCCCUUCUACAAUGAAUGUUACUGCGCCACGGCGGCAGCCUCCGCAUCCCUGGCCACCUCCUUUCUAGCAUCAUGCGCCUCGACGUCGUGCGCAGGCGGCGAUGUCACCCUGGACCUCUCAGCUAUGCAGUCCAUCUACGCGUCGUACUGCAUGGAGAACGGCUUUACGCAGCCGGGAGCUACCGCUUGGUACAGCCCUGCCGCGGAAACGGGUGCCCCGGCGCCGGGCAACACUGGCGAGACCGACUCGGCUCCGCUCACCACGACACGGGUCUCGGUAGUCACGCAGAUGACAGCGCCUGACUCCGGCGGCAGCUCCUCUACACAGUCGUGGGUGACCGUCGACGCGACCUCCACAGUCUGGGUCAACGCCGCGGGCUCCUCCGUACCCGCGCCAUCCUCCGACAACAACCAGACCACUCUCAAGCUCGGCCUCGGCCUUGGUUUAGGACUCGGCAUCCCCCUCGCGCUCGCAAUAGCAGGCCUCACAGUAUGGCUCUACAUCCGCAACAGGCGACCGCCAAACCCCAACGACCAACCCCUCCCACCAUCACUAGCCGCCGACAUCGAACCAGCGGGCCCUUCCCCCUCCCCCCUCCCCCGCAAACCCGUCGCAGCAGCAGCGGCAGCGACCACAAACCCAGCCCCUCCACCCUUAUCCAGCACGCCUGCCACUGCCACGCGGGAGCUCGAAGGCGGCCGGGGCAUACACCGGGAGCUGGGCGGGACGGGGGUGCACCCGUUUCCGGACGUCGGCCCUAGCCCGCCUGUGCUGGUCCCGGGGCAGCACGAGCUGCACGGCGUGGGCAGGCAGCCGGAGCUGCCGGGCCUGUCGGGCAGCCCGCCGCCGCAGUAUUAUUAUUAUCAAGGGGCGGCGGGGCCUGGGAUACAGGGAGGUCGGGAGCGGUGGGAGAUGCCGUAG